Molecule: messenger RNA, 1988 nt
Organism: Cuscuta epithymum
Lineage: Eukaryota; Viridiplantae; Streptophyta; Magnoliopsida; Solanales; Convolvulaceae
Source: the annotation of a GenBank genome assembly
GUUACAUUUGUCACUAUACUAGUUAACUACUUAAUUAGCAUUGUUGUUACAUUUUUACUUGUACUAGUUAUUUACUUCAAAAGUUGCUAUAAUUUUAAUUGUAGAGACACACAUUAAUUCUACUUUGCAAAAAAUUAAUUUGAAGUAUUAAUUAAAAUAGUUUUAAUUAGUUGCAUUAGUUUUGUAUCCAUUAUUAUAUUUGUUGUGAAUUAAUAUUUGUUACAUUUUUUAGAUGGAAGGUGGUAGAUAUUCGGUUGAUUUGGGUAACCUCCAACGCAAUCGAAGAAACGAGAUUGGGAGGAAGAAAUCCCGCAAAGGUAAAGAACUUGCCGGGUCUUCAUCUCAAAGCCGAGAUGAUUUUGAAACGGGUUACCAAAGGCGAGAUGGAGAUGCGAUGUCCGAAGAACAACUCCAACAAGAAUUGGCCCGACAUAAUAACCGCUUUCUACAACAACAACAAAUGCCGACGACCAUUGACGAAGAGGAGCUUGAGGAUGAAGAUGCGGAGGAAUUGGAACCGGAGACGGCCGAGGAGGAGGGUGCCGGCAGCCACGACGCCGACGCGCCUGCCUCAUCCCAUUAUGUGUUCACUUUUUCAUAUGUAGCCCUUCUCAAAUUAAUUAAUUGGUUACAAUCUAACGACUUAAAAUUAUUUUUCUAAAAUAUAAAGCCGGUUUUUAAAUUAAAAAUACAUUUAGAAUAUGUAAUUUGUUUAAAUACUUAUACACCUAUUUUGUAACAUUUGUUUUAGUUUUACUUAAUUCAUUAAAUUAAUUAAUUUAUUUUACAAUAUGUGUAUAACUUAAAAAAAAAAAAAAAAAUUUCAAAGCUCCCAAACGGCUAUAUAGCCGUUGGGGCUAUGGGUGGGGGGCAGGGGGGUCCCGGGGGUGGUGGUGUGGGGAGUGGUGUUCAAAAACACCUAUAAAUACAUCUAUUUUCUAACAUUUUUCUACACCUUCUCUCCAAUUCUUCUCAAACUCUUCUCCAUCUUUAUCUUCUCUUAUUAUCCUACAUUCCUACUUAAUUACUUAUAGUGUUAUACAUAUACCAUUUUAAAUAUGGAAAGUACAUCUUCUCUUAUGCAAAACAAUUUUGACAAGUGGAAGGACCCGAAGACCGGACUGUGGUGGGCAACUUGCAGGUGGUGCAAGAAAGAGUGUUGCUUGGGGGGUUCAUACGGAUACGGGAUGCCAAUAAAACAUAUGAAGUCUUGUGACAAAGGGAAAACAACAACCAACGGUGGCGGAAAUCCCAAUUGAUAUUCAUUACAAAAUGUAUUUCGUAUUGUUAUUGUUUUCUCAAUUCUCAAAUGUAGUUCUUAUUUCAAAUAAAUGCACUUGAACUUUGUUUUUAAUAGCAAUUUGUAUAAUAUAUAAUUAAUAUAAAAAAAAAAAUUUAUUGACCCGGCCCGGCGGGUGGCCCGACCCGUGACCCGGGCGGGUGACCCGGCCCGAACCGGAACCGGUCAUUGACCGGGCCGGUCCCGGGCCUACCCUUAUAGGACCCGAGGCCCGACCGGGCCUUGACCCGGCCCGGGCCCGACCCGGCCCGGGUCCAUGCCUACAACUAAUACAUUUACAUUUCAGAAAUCAAAGUUGCCAGAAACAAUCACAACUACUCACUAAUCAGAUGUAGUCAUUUGGCAGUAACAUUUAAGAGUAAUUAAAAUGCACUGACUUUGAUCAGUGUAAAAGUAAUGUUCCUGAUAUAAACACAUCUUUUGUUAGAACUACAUGUUUUUUAAUAUCAAUCGCAACAUUGGUUGAAGUUAUCCUUAUAUCACAGAAGUAGGGUUGUAAACGAAUCGAAUUGAAGAGUGAGUAAAAUUAUUCGUAUUCGUAUAACUUGACGAAUAUUCGUAUUCGUAUUCGGAUAUUAUUCGAAUCUUAAAAUAGAUUCGUAUUCGAUUUGUUAAUGAUAUUCAAAUAUAUUUGUAUUCGAAAAUUCGAAUUGGAAUAUAUGUAGUGUAAAAAAAUCACAUAUUCAAA